Molecule: messenger RNA, 1310 nt
Organism: Effrenium voratum
Lineage: Eukaryota; Dinophyceae; Suessiales; Symbiodiniaceae
Source: the annotation of a GenBank genome assembly
CGCGACUCGUCGCAUGCGGGUUCUCGCGCCUUUCUUCCGCCAUGCGCGCGGGGGCCGCAGGGACGCUGAGAGCGUUGCAGGCAGCAAGGCUGGAGCGAAAGCCACCAGACCCGGUGGUGGUGCUGCUGGGAGAUGCAGAGGCGCGGAAGACUGUCCGGGAGUGCUUGGGAGCGGAGACGCGGAUGUCCGCGGAUGGGGUCACAGCCCACAUGCUGCGGGGCCUGGUCUUGGUGGAGCCCGCGGAUCUGCUGGGCGCCGCCGAGGUCACAGAGCUGGCCACCUUCCUGCGGGGGCUUCAGGAGGCCCACGCCCUGCUUCUCUGCGAUGCGGAUCCGGAACCGGAUGGCCUCGCGGAGAUCGGGCCCAUGCUCGCCAGCUUCUAUGGCCUUAGCGGCCGGCAGCUGCUGGACUUCCUGGUGGUCGCGAAGCCGCGGGACCGGCCCCUGAACCAGACGCUGUCCAGGUACCACCUCGAAGAGGAGUGCCCGGACGACGGAACUGUCUUCCAUUUCGACAUGGAUGCGGAGGCGGUGCCUGGGCUGCUGGGCGAGCUGCGGCGGCGGGCGCCGCGGAGCUGCGAGCCGCUGCGUUGCCUCAGCCCGCUGCUGGCGCAGUACCGAGGCAUCCGCCAACAGCUGGGGACACGGAAACCCUCCCUGCGGUGCACCUCUCCGAUGUCCAGCGUAUCGGCGCAGGAAGAGGAGUUCCAGGCCGGCCGAACUUGGACGGUGCUGGUCUUCGGCAAGACCGGGGCGGGCAAGAGCCACCUGGCCAACCUGCUGCUAGGCUUUCCGGCCUUCGCCGCCGGGGACUCGGUGGCCUCCGUGACGGGCCAGGACUCCGUCCGAAAAGCCACGUCCACUGACGGGCAUCUCACGGUCUUGGACACCAUCGGCUUCGGGGAUACGGGGCUGCCCCCAGAGCAAGUGGUGCGAUCUCUGCGGGACACUGCCCUCGAGGCGAGAGCUUCCGUUGAGAUCCGCCGAGAGUUUCGAGAGAUCCGGCGGCUGAUCGCCAUGGGCGAUGCGAAGUCCGCCAAGGAGGUGAAGAAGAAGGCCCACGAGGGAGAGCGCGUGCGCAUCGCGCGCUCUCGUCGGGAAGUCAAGAAGAAGGAGCCAGCCAAGGCUGAGAAGCCCGAAAAGGCUGAGAAGAAGGAUGAGAAGAAGGUGGAGAAGGUGAAGCCCAAAGCGGAGAAGAAGAAGGAGCCGCCCAAGGCGAAGAAGGAGGAGCCGAAAGAGAAGACGAAAGCACCCGAGGCCAAGAAGCGAAAGAAGGAGGAGAAGGCGCCUGAGCCAGAGGCAGGCCGUUAG